UUCCUUUGUGUUUUACUGGUGUUGCCUUCAGCCAUAUUAAAACAUGUCGUCUGCAAGGAUGAAUUACUCUGGAUUCUUUGGAGUGACCCUCUAUCUCGCUGCUACAAUAUGCAUUACACUAGCACAAUUGGAGUGUGCCAGGUAUCCGUUAUGCGCCGACAGCAUGUUCAAAAAGCCCAUUGUGAUAGAAACUCGCUUCAACAACUCCUUUAUUGAAUCUGUAAAGCUUUUAGAACGCUACUCGUACUACAAAUGUGAACCCAAAGAGGAAAAAUACGGAAUCGGAGCAGAUAGCAAAGAAUGGUGGGUGUUCAAGGGCUGUGGAGGGGUCUUUGAGGUCAAAGAGUGCGCAGAAGAGGCUAAUGUUGCAUUGCAGCAGAAACCGAAAGAGAUGAUUAAAAAUCACCAUCGUGAAAUUGACAGGAAGUGCCGUGUUGGAUUAGGGUUGGAAAAACCAGAGAAAGUGUCGGAGUCUUUUUAAAAGUCCACAACUGAUUGUGAAGUUAAUAAAUUAUUUACUAUUUCA
Molecule: messenger RNA, 526 nt
Organism: Saccostrea echinata
Lineage: Eukaryota; Metazoa; Mollusca; Bivalvia; Ostreida; Ostreidae
Exons: 4
Coding region: 44-481 (145 amino acids)
Source: RefSeq, a predicted model, not a curated record